Molecule: messenger RNA, 682 nt
Organism: Zeugodacus cucurbitae (melon fly)
Lineage: Eukaryota; Metazoa; Arthropoda; Insecta; Diptera; Tephritidae
Product: NPC intracellular cholesterol transporter 2 homolog a-like
Exons: 3
Coding region: 112-573 (153 amino acids)
Biological process (GO): intracellular cholesterol transport
Molecular function (GO): sterol binding
Source: RefSeq, a predicted model, not a curated record
CGUUAGACAUCAUUCACAGUUCAGACUUCCUGAAGAGUACAUCCCUAGUGCACUCAGUGUUUAAAAAUAAUAUUUUAAAAUACAAAUUAAAUUUUAAAUAAAAACAAAAAAAUGUUCCGUUUGACUAUUGUGUGUUUGGCGCUCUUCCUGGCCUCAGUUUCGGCCACGAAUGUGAGACAAUGCAAAAAUGGUAGACCUUUCCCUUUGAGUGUCGAAAUUGUGGGCUGCGAUAAGAUGCCCUGCAAUGUGGUCAAAGGCAGCACCGCGGUCAUGAAAGUGAACUUCGUGGGCACACGAGAUAACAUCAGAUCAAUUAAUGCUGUGGUUCAUGCCACCGCUUUGGGUCUAACAGCGCCAUACCCACUGCCCGCUGAUGUCGCCGAUGUGUGCCGUAAUUUGUUGAACGGCGCCUCAUGCCCCAUUGAUGAGUCCGAGGAUGUCGUAUACAACUUCAACUUCUACAUUGAUCCCUCCUACCCUGAGGUCAGCGUUAAAGUAGAAUUGGAUUUGGUUGAUGAAUACAAAGAAUCCAUUGCCUGCUUCGUCACCGACAUUAAAGUACAAAGAGCUUAAGCGGAAAAUUGAUUGGAAAUAUAGAAAAUGCGUGGAAUUAUGUAUAUAUCAUUUGUAAAUAGUAAAUAAUAAUAAAUAAAUUUAAAAAUUGUAUUAAAAAAAUUUAAAA